Molecule: messenger RNA, 1564 nt
Organism: Solanum tuberosum (potato)
Lineage: Eukaryota; Viridiplantae; Streptophyta; Magnoliopsida; Solanales; Solanaceae
Product: UDP-glycosyltransferase 91A1-like
Exons: 1
Coding region: 51-1463 (470 amino acids)
Molecular function (GO): UDP-glycosyltransferase activity
Source: RefSeq, a predicted model, not a curated record
ACCCUAAAUCUUAUUUAUAGUGUAGAGUUGUUGGGAAAUAAUACACAAAAAUGGGGGAACAAAGCAAAAAAUUGCAUAUUGCAGUAUUUCCAUGGCUAGCUUUUGGUCAUAUGAUUCCGUAUUUUGAGCUUUCAAAGCUCAUAGCUCAGAAGGGUCACAAAAUUUCUUUCAUUUCUACUCCUAGAAAUAUCGAUCGUCUUCCAAAACUUCCACCAAAUCUCGCCCCCUUCUUGAAUUUCGUCAAAAUUCCUCUGCCCCACAUUGAAAAUUUACCGAAAAAUGCAGAAGCCACUAUUGAUUUACCUUAUGAGCAAGUAGCGUACCUCAAAAUUGCUCAAGAUGGACACAAAGAACCCAUAGCUAAGUUCCUCGAAGAUUCAGCUCCUGAUUGUAUAUUCUUCGAUUUUGCUUCUUACUGGAUUCCUUCAAUUGCUUCAAAAUUCAACAUUCCAACGGCCUAUUUCACCAUUUCCAUCGCUGCGUCUAUGGGUUUCAUGGGACCCGUGCCGGGAUUGAACAAUGAUUAUGAAAUUCGAAUGAAGCCUGAGGAAUACACAGUUACCCCAAAAUGGGUUCCAUUUGAAACCACCGUUGCUUUCAAGUUUUUCGAAAUUUCGAGAAUCUUUGAAGCUUCCGUGAAGGGUGAUGAAGAGAAUGUUUCUGAUAUUUUUCGUAUUUAUAAAGCUAUCGAACACUCUGAUUUUUUGCUUGUGAGGAGUUGUUCGGAAUUUGAACCAGAAUGGUUGAAAGUUGUCGGAGAUAUUCACCGGAAACCGGUUUUCCCGGUGGGCCAACUUCCGAAAACGACUUAUGAAGAUGACAACACGAAGAUCGAUGCAUGGACAGAGAUAAAACUAUGGCUUGAUGAGCAAGAAAAGGGGAAAGUGAUUUACGUGGCAUUUGGUAGCGAGGCAAAACCAAGUCAAAACGAACUCAUUGAGUUAUCACUCGGGUUAGAGCUUUCCGGGUUGCCAUUUUUUUGGGUUUUGAUAAAUAAAAGAGGAGAAUCCGAUGAUGAAUUAAUUCAAUUACCAGAAGGUUUUGAAGAACGAACAAAGGGAAGGGGUAUUGUGUGCACGAGUUGGGCCCCACAACUUAAGAUACUAAGUCAUGACUCAGUGGGUGGAUUUUUUACUCAUUCGGGAUGGAGUUCGGUAGUUGAAGCAAUACAAUUCGAGAAGCCAUUGGUUCUUUUAACAUUUUCGUCUGAUCAAGGGAUAAAUGCUACACUACUGGAGGAGAAGAAGAUGGCGUAUUUGAUUCCAAGAGAUGAUCGUGAUGGGUCGUUCACUCGUGACUCGGUGGCUGAGUCAGUGAGUCUAGUACUUGUUGAAAAACAGGGUGAAAUUUAUCGGGAAAAGAUUAAAGAGGCGAAAAAUAUCUUUUGUGACGAAAGAAGGCAAGAUAAUUAUGUGGAAAAUAUAUUAAGUUAUGUUCAAAAUUAUAAAAAGACUAAAAUAUGAAAUGGGAAGAAAAACUUGAGUUUAAACGAACCUUUAAUUAGUUGUAAUUUCUGGUUAAUUUAUGUACACUUAUUUUAUAUGGUAUUAAUUAUUUGCACCAA